Mytilinidion resinicola is the source of this 585-nucleotide messenger RNA. RefSeq lists its product as uncharacterized. Lineage: Eukaryota; Fungi; Ascomycota; Dothideomycetes; Mytilinidiales; Mytilinidiaceae. The transcript is spliced from 2 exons. Bases 1 to 585 code for a protein of 194 amino acids. The record is from RefSeq and is a predicted model, not a curated record.
AUGACGACUCCCAUCUUUGCAGAUGAGUACGGAUCACUUCUCGGCCGAUGGGAGAUGCCAAUUGAAUACUGCGGGAAUGAGUGGGUCUAUCCGACACCCUGGGAUCCGACGACGUUGACCACCAUUGCUUUCAACAACACCAUGGUGGCGGAAGUGGCCAAUGUCAAUGAAUUCGAUGACUCAGUCGAUGCGACCCACGAGGCGCUUAUCAAAAUACCCAAUCUCAGAAACCUGAAGCUCUCCUUCACACGCUGGAGCCCGGCAGCAUGGUAUCAAAACAUGCCAGCUCAAUUCGAGCGUUUCAUCCACCCGCGCAAUGACAAAGAACGAUCCGUAUGGCCAAAACUCGAGCGCCUCUCCCCUACGUGGAUGGGAAUGGACGCCGACUACGUGCUACAUUUUCUUGAACAGAACACGAAUCUCAAGUUCCUCGAGCUUGAGCAUAUGAUGCUCAUAGGCAGGAAGCUGCUGGAGGGUCGCGCGAUGGAAGACGUCCCGGUGAAUCCUGGCCCAUACCCUUACUACUCUGACAGGGAAACUGGAGAUCCAGGAGAUAUCUACCAACUAGACGAAGACGGCGGCUAG